Molecule: messenger RNA, 3170 nt
Organism: Caretta caretta (loggerhead turtle)
Lineage: Eukaryota; Metazoa; Chordata; Testudines; Cheloniidae
Gene: SYT9
Product: synaptotagmin 9
Biological process (GO): calcium-ion regulated exocytosis
Cellular component (GO): dense core granule; exocytic vesicle; plasma membrane
Molecular function (GO): calcium ion binding; calcium-dependent phospholipid binding; clathrin binding
Source: RefSeq, a predicted model, not a curated record
AUGCCUGGCGGCAGGGAGGACGAGAUUUGCCAGAAAGCGCUGCAGCUGCUGGCCGAGCUCUGCUCCAGCGGGGCGGUGGAGAACGAGAACUGCCUGGAUUUCAUCUACUACUUGCGGGACAGAGCCCGACCCCGGCUCACGGACUCAGAUAUCUCAGUAAGCUUGCUGUCCUUAGUUGUCACAGCCUGUGGACUUGCUCUCUUUGGUGUGUCUCUGUUUGUGUCCUGGAAGCUUUGCUGGAUCCCUUGGCGAGAACGUGGCCUGCCCUCUGGGAGCAAAGACAACAAGCAGGGAUCGCUGAACUAUACAGACACAGAGACCAAUGACCAUGAAUACAGUGAGGAUUACCUGGGGCAGCCCACUUCCUACCCGGAGUCCUCCCUGAAGAUUAGCCACACUUCCCCUGAUAUUCCAUUAGAUGCUCAGGCAGGGACCAAGGAGAAUUGUGUGCACAAUGUCCGAAUGCAUCGCCAAAUCACAGAACCAACCUCUUCUGCUCGGCACAAUUCAAUCCGAAGACAGCUCAAUCUCUCGAACCCUGACUUCAACAUCCAGCAGCUUCAAAAACAGGAGCAGCUGACAGGGAUUGGACGCAUUAAGCCAGAGUUGUAUAAGCAAAGAUCAGUGGAUACCGAUGAUGGCCGGAGGAAUAACAGCAAGGCCUGUGGGAAACUCAACUUCAUUCUGAAAUAUGAUUGUGAUUUAGAGCAGUUGAUAGUGAAGAUUCACAAAGCUGUCAACCUGCCAGCAAAGGACUUUUCUGGAACUUCAGACCCUUAUGUGAAGAUCUAUUUGCUUCCAGAUAGAAAAACAAAACAACAGACUAAAGUGCAUAGAAAGACCCUAAAUCCAGUGUUUGAUGAGGUUUUUUUAUUUCCCGUUCCGUACAAUGAUCUGACCACAAGGAAACUCCACUUCUCUGUGUAUGACUUUGACAGAUUCUCCAGGCAUGACUUGAUUGGCCAAGUGAUAGUGGAUAAUUUUUUAGAUUUGGCAGACUUUCCCAGGGAAAGUAAUAUUUGGAGGGAUAUUGAGUAUGUCACCAAUGACAACGUGGAUCUUGGUGACUUGAUGUUCUCACUCUGCUACCUUCCAACAGCUGGCAGAUUAACUAUUACCAUAAUAAAGGCUAGGAAUUUAAAGGCAAUGGACAUAACAGGAGCAUCAGAUCCCUACGUGAAGGUUUCUUUAAUGUGCGAAGGACGGCGGCUAAAGAAAAGGAAAACAUCCACCAAGAGGAAUACCCUCAAUCCUGUUUACAAUGAAGCCAUAGUCUUUGAUGUCCCUCCGGAAAACAUUGACCAAAUUAACUUGUCAAUAGCAGUUAUGGAUUAUGACCGUGUAGGUCACAAUGAGGUCAUUGGAGUGUGUCAAAUAGGCAACGAUGCAGAGAGCCUAGGCCGGGACCACUGGAAUGAAAUGCUUUCGUACCCUCGGAAACCGAUUGCUCAUUGGCAUCCCCUUGCAGAGGGCCCUAUUCAGCAGAAAUGUUAUGCAGGCCUUCUGCACAUGGAUGGCUGCCGAAGAGGCUUCCUCACCCUUUUAACCUAUUCAGCAGAAAUUUGGCAUUCCUGUUGAUCUCUUUCUUAGCCAUUUCCUCAGGGGCCAUUCCGCAGAGAGUCCAGAGGGUAGAGACAUCCUUCUAACCCCUCCCCCUCACUCCCUUCCCUCCCCAGGGAAUACUAAUCCUGAUUCAGGAGACAAAAAAAAAAAAAAUCAUAGACACAGCUAUAUCUUGAUUUCUGAAAGUUACCACCAUUUAGCUCUAAUCUAGGCAAAGGUACUGUUAUCCACAUACAACAAUAAUAGUGGUCUCUGCUGUAACCUAGGAAUUACUUUUAUUGUUACAUGUAUUGUUUAAAUUCAGAUGGCAAUGCAUGUUCACACCCAUUUCCAGAGACUUAUGGAUAGAAAUAUGGUAGCCUGUUUAACAACUAGCAUGCUAACCCUCAGCGCAGAAGGAUGGGAAGGCCUGCCAUAUUGAUAUUUCUAGCCAGCAGCCACAAUGCCCAUUAGUUAUCCAAAGAUAUGAUUAGAGCAUAUCUAAUGGGCAGCCUCUCUAUGUAUGUCGUAUUGAUUAGAAUGUAAUUGGGGAUGCUUACAGUGAUAUGGCAGUUUUGCUAAGUUAUAGGUAUCAACCAUAGAUGGCUUCAGUAGACAGUUGGCAAGUACCAGGAAGCCCUUGUACAAUGAUAGCAGUAUCCUACUGGGACUGCAUCUCCAUGACUGAUCAUGUUUAGUAAUGGGUCCCACUGCAGUUCAGUCCGCAUGUCUGGGACCUCUGAGUGCCCACAAACUGCUUGAAUGAAUGGAGUGGAAGACUGCACCUGGAAAUAGUCCAAACAAGGUGGUGAAGUUCAGCACACAAAGCUCUGGGCUCACUGAGAAGCUGAAGACAUGACCAGGGGCACUUUAUCCUUUUCAUGACAAUGCAAGAGCCAAAAUUGUGCUUUGCUCUGAUUGAGCUGGGCUUGGAAAACAGAGCACCUUGCUCUUAACUGUAGUCAAACAAUGACACGAGUGGCUUGACAGAACACUCAUGGAGCAUUAUAAACCAGCAGGACAAUGUCUGUUAGCAGAGGUUAUGCACGCCCUUACAUCAAACCUGUGUUUCCUUCUUUGAGGGCAAUGAGCUGCAGAAGUCUUGUUCAUAGAAAAGAGAGGGCUGUCAGAAUCUAAUUGACAUCACUAUUCUCUCAGCACAUGCUCAGUUGAGUCCUUCAGCGGUCAUUAAUGUGAGUCACUUUACAUCUACCUGAGCUACAAAGAGGCAUAUGUCUGUAAUUCCCAAGAAUCGAGUGAGGGAGGGUGCCCAAAGCAUCUAAGUUGUGCAGAGAAAUAUUUAUACAAACAACGUAUAAUUUUGGGUCCUGAAUCAGGAUUAGGCUCAGUGAUAGCUGAGCUUUGGAAGCUUCUAGAGCCUCUGUGGCCAGAGCCAUAAGACUCUAUUUGCUGAAUAGGACCCUCAGUUUUCAAACGAAUGUUUCAACUAUGUGAAGAGUGGUUUGUUUAGAUAGUCUAACGGUAUCCGCGAGUAACAGUAACAGCCAGAGGUUUUGGUGGUACCUACAAAUUACUGGUACAGCCACUAGUAUUGCCCAAAUUCAGAUGGCAAGUCAAAUUCAUGCCCAUUUCCAGAGAUUCAUGGAACUGUUUGGUUUUAACAGCAA